CACGGGCAUAUCAGAAAUUUAUAUGUGUAAUGUAAUGGGUUCGUCAACUGUGCAGCAUAGGGGAUAGUUGCUGAUUGCUUGCAGUACAUCUUAAAAACUCCAGUCAGAACUUACACAAGCUUCACUUGUUAAUUCACUGAAAUUGUUAUUUAUGAACUAAUUUUCUCCAAAUCAAGAAUUCUUAAUUAGAAAAUCAGCUUGCCACAAUUGCUCUGGCUGAAUCUUUAUAUGAGAAAAAAAUUUUUGCUAUUCAGAACUGGUUUAAUCGACUCGGAUUAGAAGUUUUGUCACUUCGGAUGAUCGCGUAAACCCAGAUUACAAGCUUAGUUUUUGAAAGGAAUUUUGUAGUUUUUCCAAUACACGAAGGGGACGACUGACCAUAUUUCACCAGAAUUACAGGAUUUUGUCGCUUGAAUCUGACCAUAGAGUUAUUUUGUAGACCCGGAAUUAGGGAAGCGACUGUACAUAACCCACUCAUGCUGCACCUAUGUAUGUACAUGUAAUCUGGAACCAUCCACUUGAUGGCAGAUUCUGAUAAAAAGAGGAAAAUGCCCCAGAAAAAAAAUCUACUUUUGAAGACCUCCUGAUAACAAUCUCGCCUUCAUUUCAACACUAGCAAAUUUGAUUCAAGGAGGAAAAGAAAGUACCCAAGAAAUACCUCAGAUUACACCACAGAGUACCUAGAAUCCAAAUUAUCCCUAAAGGGCCCUUGACCCCAUGCUGUAAUGACUUCGCGCUCUGCGCUCACAUUAUUUGCCACCUUGCUAUAAUUUUAGGCUACAUGAAUAGCAUCUCUCUCCUGUCAAAGGCAUGUCACUCCUUUGAAACAACAAAAACCAAGAAAUGUAGCCUUUAAAUGCCUUCUGACAAAAAGUAAUUGCUUUAUUAUUUUUUUCAGAGACAGCAUAACUUAUCCUGGCCAGCAUGGGCGAAUGUCCCUGGUUUCUAUACCACAUUGAAAAAGCUGUCUGAUUAUGGCAUGUACUUUCUAUUCAAUACAAAAGAGAAGAGCCGACUUAAAGGAGGACCAUUGGUUGGUCAAAUCAUAGACAACAUGGUGAAUAAAUCGACCACAACUGACCCAAAGGAUCUCAGGAGGAAGAUCUAUGUGUACUCAGCUCAUGAUACAACACUAGCAGCCUUCCUGUCAGCAUUAGGUAUUUACAACGGUGUUCAGCCUCCUCUUGCUUCUUGUGUUGGUGUUGAGAUGUGGAAAGAGGAAAAUGGGAAGUACACAGUCAAUAUAUGGUUUCGUAAUGAUACAACCAAAGCACCCUACCCUCUGAAAAUUGAAACCUGUAACAUGUCUUGUCCGCUUGAUGAGUUCAUCAAAAUCACCAAAGAUAUUGUCCCAGAGGAUAUCAAAAAAGACUGUGGUGUCACUUCAUCCGUUGGUAUCAACAGCAUCAGUAUAAUUAUUCUUGUCAGCAUUGUCAUUGGCCUUCUUGUCAUCACCAUCUUUGCUCUGGCUGGCAUUGUGAUAUGCCGCUGCCGUCGUAACCCAACUAAAGAUGGCCAUGUGAGACUACCAACAGAUGACACAUCAGCAUGACUAUUGGAAGAGGACAGUGAUGAAAAUGAACUUUUCAUGCAGACUGACAGGCAUACUUCACAGAUAUUAAUGAAACCAGUGUAUACCAGUGGUGUGCAGAGAAAAAUAAAAUGAGGAUUCACUGGCUACUAGAAAAACAAAGUUAGGCACCAGGUCGAUUUGGAACAUACUGUCACACAUUUUCAAAAUACACAAGUUACAUAUACAAAAUCUGACAAAACAGAAACUUAUCGAUACCUAUGAAGUAGUAUAAGCACUUCCUGCCGGGGACUCUGGGAUCGGAGACAUAUGGUUUAUAUUGGUGGCCGGGGUCUCCGAACUCGGACAAAGGA
Molecule: messenger RNA, 1884 nt
Organism: Acanthaster planci (crown-of-thorns starfish)
Lineage: Eukaryota; Metazoa; Echinodermata; Asteroidea; Valvatida; Acanthasteridae
Product: prostatic acid phosphatase-like
Biological process (GO): dephosphorylation
Molecular function (GO): phosphatase activity
Source: RefSeq, a predicted model, not a curated record